CUCAUCAAAAUUAUCUCUCUUUUGUUUCCUCUUUCUUCUUCUUCUCUGCGUCUUCGAGGGAAGAAAAAAAGAAAGAUGAAAGCACCCAACAUGGAGACGAUAACAGAGUCUCUGGAGAAAUCGAUGCAGAAUUGUUCUCUGAAUGAUCGGAGAAGAAGGGUCGUCGGAGAUGGGUUUGGGAGAUCGUCGAGCAACGAACAUACUCCGAUCUCAGAUAGAACAUUGGAGCUCAAUUCUCACUUAUCUCUUCCUUGUCACUGGGAACAGUGUCUUGAUCUUAAGACAGGAGAGAUUUACUACAUAAACUGGAAAAAUGGAAUGAGAGUGAAAGAGGAUCCAAGGAAAGUGAUGAAUGCAGAUCCUGACAGUGGAGACUCAUAUGGAACCGUGUGUUCAGAAGAAGAUAGCUCAUAUUACGACAGCGAAGAGUCUUCAGCAGAGUCAUCCCCAUCAUCAAGAGAGAAUCAUAAAGAGGAAGAGGAAGAGGAAGAAGAAGAAGAUGUGCUAGUGGUUGCUGGAUGCAAAGCUUGUUUCAUGUACUUCAUGGUUCCUAAGCUUGUCGAGGACUGUCCCAAAUGUGCAGCACAGCUUCUUCACUUUGAUCGACCUCAUUCUGCAUCUUCUUGAAACCCUUGUCUUUGUUUGGAUUUUCCCUUUAUUCAGAUGAUAAUUUGUUUAGGUUUCCACUUUUCUUUCUUUAAUCUCAUAUUGUUGUAACUUAGUGGUUUCUCUUGUGAGUGGCAUUAACACGAGUUUCAAUGGCAAUGUUUCAGACAGGUAAAAUGUUAAAAUGAGUCUGAAAUUUUCUUGCUUUA
Arabidopsis lyrata subsp. lyrata is the source of this 815-nucleotide messenger RNA. RefSeq lists its product as uncharacterized. Lineage: Eukaryota; Viridiplantae; Streptophyta; Magnoliopsida; Brassicales; Brassicaceae. The transcript has 2 exons. Gene Ontology annotation, molecular function: protein binding. Bases 76 to 627 code for a protein of 183 amino acids. The record is from RefSeq and is a predicted model, not a curated record.